This is a messenger RNA of Acanthocheilonema viteae, 2169 nucleotides long. The record is from the annotation of a GenBank genome assembly. Lineage: Eukaryota; Metazoa; Nematoda; Chromadorea; Rhabditida; Onchocercidae.
AUGGGGGACGAUGAUUGGCCGUCACAACGAUUUCGCGAUCAUGUUAUUAAUCGAUUGGAACCAGAACUAGCAAGAAAUCGUCAAAAUGCUCCAAAUUUACCCGUACCCGGUGAUGCAAGACAGGUGGAGGAAUAUGUUUUCAACAAAUGCGUCAGUAAAGAUGAAUAUAUGCGAACAAUUGCCAAAGUUAUCAAUGCAAUCAAUUCAAAAUCAUCAGCAGUACCGUCUCUUCUUCAACCGUCUCGUGUUCAUUCGGCAACGCAAAACUAUCGGACCACGGGUCUUAGUAUACCACCGGAUCCGCAACCCACCCAUCAGCAACAGCAACAAAAAGUUAUGGAUAGAUACCAUGCUCCCUCUCUUAGUCAACUGCCGCCAAUGAUACAGUCGCAGCAAUCAUCAUCUGGUGCAUUGGCUAGCGCUAAUAUACAGUCGUCACAGUCCAGUAUGCAACAGCAUUCUCCGAUAACACACCCAGUGGUUCCCCAGCAAACGCCGUAUAAUAUGCUUUCUCCGGUUUCCUCUGUCCCUGGGUCACACAGUACCUCUCCAAAUCAUCAAAUGUAUAGUCGUGUGAAAACUGAACCAAAAGGUGUCGUAAACGAUGGUACUGGCGUUAAUGAUGGUACAGGUGCUGCAGAAGUUUCAAUACCAAAUUCAUUGUCUAUCCGUGUAUGGAAACGUGAAAUUCCUGCUCCUGGAAGUUAUUACUCAGCAGGUCCUUACGGUGCUACAGGUUCCAAUCAGUACAUUGAACGUACCCAUUCAUCGGUAUCGUUUAUAUCACGAGAUACACCUAUUCUUUCUUCACAACAAAAUGCUUCAUCACAUCACCAACAACACCAUCAGUCAUCAGUUUUGGAAAAUCUUAUCAAUUCACCCCAUUAUGGGUCACCGACACCAUCUUCACGGCAUUUAAAUGGAUCGAGUAAUCAAAACAUUGCUGAUUUGCCACUUGGAAAUGCCAUACAACAAAAUGAAGAGCGUAUAUAUACCGAGAAAUUACGCUCAUUAAGGCCUUACGUUGAAAGCUUACGAGCACGUGCACAACAAUGUCGACUGGAAGGCAACGAAAUUGCUGCAAGUAAAUUUGAUACAAUGUGCAACGUUCUUGAUGGCAAAUCACGGGUAUCAUUUGAAUAUCUUUUGCAAAUAGAAGCAUGGAUAUAUAAAAAGCAGCAGUUUCUGCAAACUUCAUUGAAUACUGGAACAUUGCAACCACAACCACUGGUGGAUGCAGUAAAUGCAGUCUUGUUAAAUAACGAAACACAGGUUGGAUACGGUGAUCGUGUACAAACGAAUACCAGUGCUCCAUCCUCAGGACACUGGCCGAUGCCAUCUAGUCGAUCACAGCAACAACAGCAAGCAUCACCCCAAAUAUUACCUAGUAUGGUGUCAUCAUCAAUCCCAGUGGCUCUUUGUCCAGCGCGAAGUACUCUGAUGCAGUCACCAAUACCGUUGCAAACCACUAGUGGUCAACAGGUUGCACGACAUUCAGUGGAACAUAUUUAUCAGCGACAUUCACCAUAUCCAAAUCCAAAUGCUGGAUUACGUCCUGGUGCACAGGCUCAAUCGGUGGUGCUUCAUCAUGGUUUGCCCAGGCAACAAACAGCAGCAGUGACAGCAACUUUACCACCAUUCUCAGAAGCAAGUCGUGCAUCAACAACCGACUGCAGCGGAGUUGAAGAUCUUUAUGUAAUGGAUGAUUUCUUGCCAACUCCUAUAGAAGCAGUGCCGAAUAGCACAUCUUCACAGAUAGAAGGUCAAUUGCCAGAAACGGUGCGUCAAGAACUGCUAGCAUUUGGAGAUCGUUUUUUAGCCGAUUCUAACAUUGAACAAAUAACUGAUUCGCAUUCUGUUAUUGUUAAAUUUUCAUUAACCUCACACAAUGUGCCACCGCUACAGUUGAUUAUACCGAAAACAUAUCCCAAUGGUGAAGUCCUGGUGGGUCGUGCUGCACUAGAUUUAGAUUCGUUUUUCUUCGAUGAUUUGCAAAAUGUGAUACAUGAACGUUUAGCUCGACCAGGUCUGCGAACGGUGACAGAUUUCCUUGAAACUUGGGAAUCGACAGUACGUGGCUACUAUUUGGGACAGCAACAGCAGUCACUGUUACCCAAUUCAUUUGAUGACAUAUUACAAAAUACAAAUUUCAGUGAUUUCUUAUCCUGA